Molecule: messenger RNA, 2328 nt
Organism: Hydra vulgaris (swiftwater hydra)
Lineage: Eukaryota; Metazoa; Cnidaria; Hydrozoa; Anthoathecata; Hydridae
Source: RefSeq, a predicted model, not a curated record
CAAAUAAUAACUCUAUCAAAAAAUCUAAAUGUUCACAACAUAAACGUUAAAACAAUUUUUUAUUCAAUGGCAGACGAAAAUACAAAAAAUACGAGUCAUGCACUCGUAUAUAUUGCCAAACCUCAUAGAUAUCCGUAACAAUUAGAGAAGUAGACAUCCUUUUUGAGACAACAAGGCAAAAACAAACAGUUACAAAAAUAGUUAUAUUUUAGGGGUUUCAGCACCCCUAACACAUUUAUUGAUGAGUAACUAUGAAAUUUAAAAAUUUCUUUUUAUUUUAUUUUAUUUAAAUAUUCAAAAACUAAUUUUUCAGAGUACUGUUCAUUUGAACAUCUGUCUCUUUACAAUAUAGCUGUACGAUAAAGUAAUAGCAUUUUUUCAAUAAAAUAUAUUUAAACAUGAUAUUUACAUAUAGUAUACAUUAAAUAUUUUUAAUUUGUACUUCCAUUAAAUUAAUAUUGACCACAAAUAACUAAAAAACUAUUAUAUUUUUAAGAUUACGAUCUGUACACGGACAAAAAUUUAAAAAUGCUUGAAAAAAGUGUGAUAAAGGAUAUGUUUCCUGAGAAAACAGGCAAAUCAUUUUUGCAAAGAUCAAUUGUUAUAAGUGCAAUUCGUGACUUUAAAAAUAAAGAUGUACAAAGAGCUUAUUCAAUACCCAUUGGAUUGAACUUGGAAGUACAUCAAACCAAGAAAACAAAGGAAAAUUUUGAUUCAAGAGAUUCUGAACCGACAGAAAAAGAAUCUUCAUCUUGCAAGCAAUCAACUGGAGAAAAUAAAGAUGUACAAAGUGCUUCUAAUUCAAGACCAAUUGGAUUGAACUUGGAAGUUCAUCAUACCAAAAGAAGGAAGGAGAAUUUUGAUUCGAAAGAUUCUGAACUGAUAGAAAAAGAAUCUACAUCUUGCAAGCAAUUAACUGGAGAAGUAAAAAAAAGAAGAAUCAUAAAAAGACUAUGCAAAUUUUGCAAAAAAAGUUAUUGUAAUUUAAAAAGACAUAUUAAUGACAAACAUAACAAACAAGGGAACUUAGAUAAAGAAGAUAUGAAAAUUAUUCGCAGAGAAGGUAUUAUGGAAGCAAAUAGAGAGGAAGCAAAGAAAGAUUUGCCAAAUUACCAAGUUGAAAGAAGAUCAAAAACCCAUGAAGAAAUUCAAAAAGAAAUUGAUGGUUUUGUUACUUGUUCAAACUGUUUUGUUACUAUAAGAAGAAAAAACUUUUCCAGCCACAAGUCAAAAUGUAAAAAAACAACAAUUAAUAUAGUUUCAAAAGUGGCAAUACCAGAAAAUAUUAAAGCACAAACUUAUUUUGAAGAUGAUCCACUUUAUUUAAGCCAUGUUAUGGACAAAUUUAGAAGUGAUAAAAUUGGAAAUAUAUGCCUCAAUGAUGAAGCAAUAUUAUAUAUUGGACAAUGUUUUUUUUCUUCAUUAAAAGCAAAACCAAAUAAACUUGCAGAAGUCUCUUCCCAAGUCAGAAAAGAUAUGAGAUGCCUUGCUCACCUCUAUUUGAUAUUUAAAAAUAAUAAUGGAACUAUUAUUAUACAUAAUAAUAUAACAGAUAUGUUUGAAAGACAAAACUUUUUAAUAUUAAAAAAAACAAUCAAAGAAUACACAACCGAUGAAGAAAAUAAAAUUAAACCAGGGUUAAAAAAAACCCUGUUUUACUUGAUAAGAAAAAGUUCAGAGAACAUAAAGUGUUUUUUCUAUUACAAAGGAAUGGACGAGAAAGCCAAAGAUAUUGAAAUUUUUAUAAGUUUAUUUGUAGACUCUAAAAAAACAAUUUUUGGAGAUGCAGACUAUAACCUUAAAUACAAUCGUGAAUUUAACUCGCUAAAUCCAAAUAAUUUGCCCGAUGAAAUCGAUAUUGAUGAUAUCGGUAAAUACUGCAUAAAAAACAUGAAACAUCUAUUGGAAAAUAAAAAUUUUGAUUUUGAAGACCAACAUUUAUUUGUGGAAUUAAGAAAUUUAAUAUGUGCUAGAUUGACAAUAUUUAAUGGAAGGAGAGGAGGCGAAGUACCAGGAGUCUCCAACAUGCUAUCAACUGGAAAAUUUCUAGAUAAUUUAGAUAAAAGUAUGAGCAACGUAAAAGAUCAACUACCUUCUGUUAACAAGUGCCUAGCCCCAAACGAAAAAAUCAUUAAAAUUUCAAAAAAAAAGAUGAAAUUGAGUACAAUACAGAGGAAUAUGGAGAACAAGAUGAUGAAAUCAAAUUCAUUACAGAGGAAGAUGGAGAACAAGAUGAUGAAAUUAUGUACAAAACAGAUAAAGAGCAGGAUGAUGAAAAUGAGUACAAUAAAAGUAAUUAUGAAGAAACUCUAUCAAAAGAAAAAUUAG